Messenger RNA from Telopea speciosissima, 1661 nucleotides. Its product is annotated as putative disease resistance protein RGA3. The record is from RefSeq and is a predicted model, not a curated record. The transcript has 4 exons. The coding region runs from base 264 to 1661 and encodes 465 amino acids. Lineage: Eukaryota; Viridiplantae; Streptophyta; Magnoliopsida; Proteales; Proteaceae.
GUUGAUGAAUUUCCAAAGCUUACGAGUGUUGGAUGUAUCAAGUUGUGGGUUGAAGGAGGUACCACCUUCAAUAAGAAAAUUGAAACAUUUAAGGUACCUUGACCUCUCAAAUAAUUCGUUUGAAGUGUUGCCUGAGUCUAUCACUAGCCUCUACAAUUUACAGACGUUAAAACUCAAAGGUUGCUAUAGACUCCGAGAGCUUCCCAAAGAAAUGGGAAAGAUGGUUAGCCUGAGACAUUGAACUUUGGGUCGAAUGCAUUAAGAUGCCAGUUGAGAUGGGGAGAUUGACUAAUCUUCAAACAUUAACAAGAUUUAUUGUUGGCAAAGAUGGAGGAGGAGGACGCAGUAUUAAACAGCUCAAGUGCUUGAAUAAUCUCAGAGGAGAAUUGACCAUAAGUGGUCUGGAGAAUGUAACAAUAGAAGAAGCCAGGGAGGCAGACUUGAGAGGGAAGCAAAAUAUUCAUUCUCUACAAUUAUGGUGGGGUACUCAAAGAAGUGACAAUGGCAAAAUGGAUGAUGAUGAUGAUGAUGAUGUGUUAGAAGGCCUAAAACCUCAUCCAAACUUGAAAAGUUUUUUUAUCAGUGACUUUGGCGGUACAAAAUACCCAACAUGGAUGGCACCAAGUACUGGUUUGUCAGCAUACAAAAAUUUGAUUGAGCUCCGAAUACAAGAUUGCCCUAGAUUGGAAUAUGUCCCACCCAUGCUUGGGGAGCUAGCCUUUCUUAUAGUUCUUAAAUUAACUGGAAUGGAAAAGGUGAAAUGUAUUGGUCGAGAAUUCUAUUAUGGCAGCAAUAACAACAGUUGUAGUACCUGUGGUACUGGAGCAACUUCUUCUUCUUCUUCAGAGACGGUUGUAGCAUUUCCAUCGCUCAAUAAUCUAACGCUAUCUGGAAUGUUUAAUUUGGAAGACUGGUUGGAAGUGUUGCCUUCAUUUCCAUCUCUUGAGAUAUUGAUUCUCAAAUCAUGCCCUGAGCUGAAAAUCAUGCCAAGUCGAUUCCCUUCCCUCAAACGCUUGCAGUUUUGGAGUACAAAUAGGAUGGCACUAAGGUCAUUUUCAAGCAACCUUAUCUCUGUCAAGGUUCUUCAAAUUUAUUACUGUGAAGAACUCAAAUGGGUGCCGGAGAGGUUGCUACAAAACAAUGCACAUGUUCUUGAGAGCAUGAUCUUCUAUCAAUGCGACAAGCUUGAAACAAUUUUCCCAAGUAGUCAAGGACGACAGGAGGGAUCAUCUCCCCUGCCCACACCCCUAGUCUUUCCGUCUCUUAAAGUAUUGGAAAUAUAUAAAUGUCCUCUAUUAAAGUCUUUGCCAGACUUAAGGGGAAUGACUUCUCUUCGACAGUUGUUUUUGUAUGGCUUUAAGGAAUUGAAGUCACUACCAGAGGGGUUGCAUCGGCUCACUAUGCUUGAGUUUUUAGAAAUUGGUCAGUUUUCAGAGAAGGGGCUGCAGCUGGAUUACAUAAAAGGAGAAGAGGAUCUCCAAAACCUUGUCUCCCUUCGAGGACUAAGACUUUAUGGGUGGCCUCAGCACAAGAAUCUCCGAGAUCAACUUAAGCACCUCACCAAUUUACUAUUUUUAAGGACGGCAGCGGACUACCUAACAAAUAUGGCUUGUGAAUUGGCGUCUGAUUCAUUGUUUCAUGGAACUACUAGUUUACCUUAG